Cladocopium goreaui is the source of this 2505-nucleotide messenger RNA. Lineage: Eukaryota; Dinophyceae; Suessiales; Symbiodiniaceae. The record is from the annotation of a GenBank genome assembly.
AUGGCUUGGGUAUGGGGCGAUGCUGGUGUUGUUCCAGUUCCAGCUCCAGUAGCUGAGUCGGCCCUAUGUCGGCACUCAGGUUUCUGGGGCACAGCGUGGUGUUUGAUCUAUCAAACCAUGGCCCUUCUGACAGAUGUGACCUGCUUCCUCUACUCUUUGCUUCCCGGAUUUUCCACUGGGAAAUCCCAUGGGAAACCCCACUGGACACAGAUCUUCUUGCGUUGCACCGUCUCGGAAUUUCUGGAGCUUUAUCCGCAACAUGCGUCGCUGCUGCCGGAUACCUUCAGUUUUUACGCCUUGCUCUUGUGGAUUUUCGCGCUUCUGUUGCUCUCUCGGCAGUUGCUCCUGAGUCUUCGGCGGGGGCUCCGGCGAAGCCCUGAGGUCUUGUUCUUCCCGGAUCCCUCAGGCGUACACGUGCGACACCUGUGCCACUUGCUGCGGCAAAGUCAGAAGAGGAUGUGGAUCGCCAUGUUUACCCUGACGGAUGAUGUUCUGAGCCAAGAAAUCCUGAAUGCUUGGGAGCGCAAGGUGGAUGUGAAGGUGAUCUUGGAUGAUGAGCAAUAUGCAGUUCUAGGAGCGGAUGGUGCCAGGUUGGUUGAGAAAGGUGUUCCUGUGGUGCUGGAUGCACAUGAAGCCCGGAUGCAUCACAAAUUCGCAGUUCUGGAUGAUUGUGUAGUGACCGGAAGUUUCAACUGGACCAAGCAGGCCAGUAUGAGCAACUGGGAGAAUUUGUGCAUUUUAAGAGACCCCUUGGCCGUUUCACCCUUUGCCAUGGAGUUUCAGAAGCUCUGGCGAGCCUUCACGGACCGCACGGACCGCGGCCUCCGGGGUCGGGACAUUCGGAUGCCAUCCCCCAAAGGGGCGGUGCACCGGAAACGCUAUGGAACACCACCGCGGUCCCAGCAACACGGCGAAUGGCAACGCUCCGUCGAAUCCAUGCUACGCAGCAUCGAGCAGCAGCUGUCCACGGCAUCCACGGUUAUGACUGAGGCGCCGGUGGAAACGCUGGACGCACCGGAAGUGCGGAGGCAUGGAGAAUUGGUCGAGCUUGGGCAGGAUGAUAGUCGCAAAGCACAAUCGACUUUUAGUCUGUCUCCCAAGAAAUUCUUCAGCCAACUGGAACGCAGUGAGCGCUACAAGAGGGCGAAACAUUUGCAUUCCAAGAAAGUUGCUGCACUUCAUCCUCUCCUGCGGUCGAAGAAGACGGUGCAACAAUGUCCUGCCGGGCCUUUGCGAAAGCUUCUAUCGGAUUUGAUCCCGAAAACCGAGGCCACACCAAAUCUAUCUCCACUGGAGAAAGCGCGAAAAUGCACAGCUGACAUUGCCAGCUCUCCCUGGUUUGAGUUUGCUGCAGGCUUAGUGAUUUUCUUGAAUUUGAUUGUCAUUGGCUUUGAAGCUCAGCUCUCGUUGUUCAAAGAUGACGCAUAUGAAGCUGGAUGGCUUGAUGGAUUGGAACGAAUGUUUCUGUGCAUCUAUUGCGCCGAAGCCAUGUUCCGUGCCUUUAGUUUUGGUUGGCAGAUCGUAUGGGACCCAUGGUUUGUCUUGGAUUUGACGUUAGUUGCCCUGGGUUUAUUGGCGUUGGUUUUGGUGCCAAUGCUGACCAUCGGCAACGUGGGCAACAUGCCUGCAAUUAAAAAGCUUUUUGCGGUGCGAAGCUUGCGCUUGCUUCGCCUGAUGAGGGUCUUGCGGAUGCUGCGUCACUUCAAAAUCAUUUGGCGUUUGGUCAUCGGUUUCCUGACAGCCUGGGAUACCAUCUUUGCAGCUACAGCGCUAUUGUUGACAACGCUCUUCAUUUUUUCCUGUGCCGCAGUCGAAUUCAUCGCAAAAGAUGGUGAUUUGGUUCACGGUGACACCACGCAGCAGAUCGUUUCAGAGCAUUUUCUGGGACUGGGCCGAUGUAUGCUCACAUUGAUGCAGUUUGUAACCUUGGAUGGUCUGAGAGAUGUGUAUUUCCCACUGGUCUUGGAAAAACCUUGGCUCGCAGUGUACUUUUUUGUUGUUCUCCUGGUGGUUUCCGUGGGACUUCUGAAUUUGGUGACCGCCUGUUUCGUUGAAAAUGCCAUGGACAACGCCGCAAUUACUGCUCAGGAAGAGCGAUCUUUGUUGAAGCAGAAGGUGCGUGGAGCCUUGCCUUCGCUCAUCAGCCUGUUUCAAGAACUUGAUGUAGAUGGCAGCGGGCUUUUAACGCAUAAAGAGGUAGAUCAUGUUCCAGUGGACAUUCUACCGCCGCGAGUUUUGGAUUCCGUCUAUGUGGAUAGCAUGAGCGACAUCUUUGAUCUGCUGGAUGUGAACGAAUGCGGCUUUCUUACUCAGAUGGAAUUUGUGGAAGGUUUGUUGAACCUAUGUUUGUUGGAUACGCCCGUGGCAACUAUGCAGAACUUCAAGCUGCUGAAGAUUAUUCACGAUCAACUGGGGCGCAUUGAGUACUUGGUUUCCAAUGUUUCCCAAGAUCAUCAUGCGGACGAUCAGGCUAACGAUGAUGUUCUUUGCAGCUUUGCGAUGUAA